GUGCAGCAGAGUCGGAAACACAAGUUCAAGCGCAGCGUGUAUGUAUUGUUAGCCGAAUACCAUUACUCUGCUACCGAGCCAAAGCAAGGUAGCCAGACAGCAGAAACAGAAAACAUGGCGAAAACGUACGAUUAUCUGUUCAAACUGCUGCUCAUCGGAGACAGCGGGGUGGGCAAGACGUGUCUGCUGUUUCGAUUCAGUGAGGACGCGUUCAACACCACCUUCAUCUCCACUAUAGGGAUUGACUUUAAAAUCAGAACAAUUGAGCUGGAUGGGAAGAAGAUCAAGCUUCAGAUCUGGGAUACAGCCGGACAGGAGAGGUUCAGAACCAUCACCACUGCAUAUUAUAGAGGAGCAAUGGGAAUUAUGCUGGUGUACGAUAUCACAAAUGAGAAAUCAUUUGACAACAUCAAGAACUGGAUCAGGAACAUUGAAGAGCAUGCAUCAUCAGAUGUGGAACGGAUGAUAUUGGGUAACAAAUGUGACAUGAAUGAUAAGAGGCAAGUUUCAAAAGAAAGAGGGGAAAAGCUAGCUAUUGAUUAUGGAAUCAAGUUCUUGGAAACAAGUGCAAAAUCUAGCACAAAUGUUGAAGAGGCUUUUGUCACUCUUGCUAGAGACAUCAUGACCAGAUUAAACAGAAAAAUGAAUGAGAAUAACCCUUCGGGAGGAGGAGGAGCAGUGAAAAUCACAAAGAGUCGAUCCAAGAAGCCAAGCUUCUUCCGCUGCACUCUGCUCUAACCCGGCAACUUCUGCAGCCUCAGUGUGUGAAUGAUUUCAUUUCUCUAUGUGUGUUUGGCGUGCGCGUGUGUGUGUUUGUGUGAGGGUUUACAGUACCACUGGACUUUCAGCUGUUAGCUGCUGCUGAGAGCUCUGGACUUUAGCCUGCCUCAUCUAUACGCAUUGAAGGCCUGAAGAGAGUGUGCUAGAUAAAGGACUAUUGCGCUGUUCCCAAAACGUUCCUUUUAAGGCAAAAUAUCCAUCUACCUACCCCUUAGCCCCCUGGAUCAGUCCCAAUUUAGUGAAGCCUAAUUUGAAUUUUGGGAACCUUUUUUUUAAUCUUUACAAUAAUUAAUUACAUAUAGUCAAUUUAUAGUCACAUUGAUUUUAAAUGGUUUAUUAAAGCACCAUUUAAUGAAGGAAAAUUUAUGAAGAGAUGACAGUAUAUCGAACUCCUGCUAUUAUGCAGUUUUUGGCAAUAAAGACUGUGGACCUAAAGUAGCGACUGAAGAACCUGAAAGUUUGACAAUUAACUAUUGGUCAAACUGAAGGAUAUAUAUAAUUUUUGUUAUUGUUGAAUGUUAUGUUUUGUUAUAUUUAAAGUCACCCAUUUUAUAUGUACUUAAUUGUGUUUUUAGUUACUGUUCCAAAGCCGCAAUAAACUGUGGAAUAGAAGGCAAUGUUCCACAGGUCUUAGUCUUCCCCCUUUCCCUGACUUUGUCAUUAACUUUAUCUGCAACAGAGACCAAAGUAAAAAGAAAUCGAAACUGUGAUGGAUACUAGCAAUCAAAAUUUCUCCUUCUUUUUCUUUCUUUUUUGGUUGUAAUCUCAUAUAUAUUGAGCAUGAAAAAGAAAGACAAAAGAAUAACGAGAGGGCUAGGACCCAUUUCCUAAUGCUUGUUGAAGCAGCAGCCAGCUAGGCCCUAUAUAUUAGUAUAUACAGUAUUACAUUUACUAAUGGUAUUAUAUUUUUAUACUCUUAUUGACGUAAGCAUCUUUUACUCACCACUGCAUAUGAAGCACCUAAAGCAUGUUAACCUGUGCUUAUGUGAGAUUGAUUUAUUUAAUACUUAUUUUUUUAACUCAUUUAAAUGUUGUCACAGUAUUCUGUACGUUGUCUUUUGUAAUUCCCUCUUUUAUAAGACUCUUAUGAGUGUGAAGUCGUGUAGUGUUUACAGCACAACUGCAACAGUAUCUUUUUUUUUUUGAGGUCAUUCACUGUUAUUUGUGUGUGUGGGUCUCUUGUAGAACCUCCUCACUUCAUAAACCACUUAAAGUCCCGCCUGUCAGCCACUUAAAAAAAAGAGUGCAAGAUAGUAAUAGCUUGAAUGUGUUCAAGUGUCCUUUGAGCUUAUUGGGCUAUUACUAGGCCCAUGUGAAAUUUGCAGACUUUUAUCGCUGAUUCUGUGGGGGGGAAAGACAUGGAAUUUUACAUUCAAACAUGGUUAACCAGAGCUGAGAGUACUAAACUCUUAUUACCUUAGUGUAUGAGAAAUGUUCCAAUUCUGUGUAAAUCUGCAGAUCUUUCCAUGUACAGAUUCCAUGUGGGCCUGUUACAAAUUGAGAACAAACUGAAAUGUUGAGAAUCAACCUAGAUAUUUCAGAAUUCAUCUAAGUUACUCAUAAUGAAUGAUUGAUUUUACUGUUUAUGGUUAAGGGUGUACGAUUGCUUGAGUUCUAUUGGCAUUGUGCAUCUGUUUGAAAGAACCCCUUUUCGUGCUUGUGAGGUGUGCCAUUUCCACUUAAAGUGAUAGUUCACCCAGAAAUAAAACUUCAUUAACUCAUGUCAGUCCAAACCCU
Messenger RNA from Sinocyclocheilus anshuiensis, 2517 nucleotides. RefSeq names its product RAB8B, member RAS oncogene family (gene rab8b). Gene Ontology annotation, molecular function: GTP binding; GTPase activity. Lineage: Eukaryota; Metazoa; Chordata; Actinopteri; Cypriniformes; Cyprinidae. The transcript is spliced from 8 exons. The coding region runs from base 115 to 738 and encodes 207 amino acids. The record is from RefSeq and is a predicted model, not a curated record.